CAAAAUGUUUCUAAACUGCUCAUUAAAUAUGACUUGUGUAUGUUUGGAAGUGGGGGUGAUUUCUAACCGCUUGCAAUGUCUAAAGAGGAAAAUGUUAACAUUUUUAAAAGGGGGAAACUUACCAUCAGUUGAUAUGUCUUUUUUUUAUAUUUCAGAUAAAUUGUUGAAUAUGGGGCGGGGGGAGAUGGAAAAUUUGAUGGUGGAGAAGCAGUAUUUUAUCCAGCGACGCCGCGAUCACCAUGAUGAUAAUCUCAGACGGCAAAAGCCUUCAAUAAUUUUCCACAAGAGGAAGCUAAGCGUCUCGGAGCUGUCACAUAGAUAGAGGGCAUGAAGCGUUGAGGUGCAUCUAGAAGGUGUUUAUUCUGAGGAGGGUGUGUGUGUGUGCGGGGAGGUGUUGGCAGAAGGAGGGUCUCUGUUUGGAGACGGCGUGUCUUUAUCACCUGGAGUUUCUACCCAUUUCUCAGCCCAGUCUAACUCCGUGUGUCCGCGCCACCUCCUGGACACCAGCUCCAUAUCGGGGGAGAAGAGAAAGCGGUGUGUGUGUGUGUGUGUGUAUAGAUAAGGAAGACGAAGCAGCAACGGCGGAGAUCCCAGGCUCUCCCCCUCUCUCCCUCUCUCUCUCUCAGCUUCCAGUUCCUGUCUAAGCCCCCGCUCUCUUGUUCCAUUAUAUACUGUCAGUAUUAGAUAUCUAUCUGUUUGCAGCUUGGCCGCGCUGAGGCGGCAGCCCGCGGGCAAUGGCUCUCCGAGCCGGCUGGCAGGCGAUCCUCGGCUGCCUGCUCACCGCCGCUUCGGCCGAGAUCUCCAAGGAGGGCGGCUGCAAAGUGAAGACGGUGACCGUGUCCACGCUGCCCGUGCUCCGGGAGAACGACAUCAGUUUCCACGGGGCGCUGGCCGCUGAAUCCAAGCUCUUCCUCUUCGUCCGGAAUGACCUGCCGGGAGAGAUCCUGGUGGUAGACGACCUGGAGAACACCGAGUUACCUUACUUCACCCUGGAAAUGACUGGAACGGUUGCUGAUAUCUCUUUGGUCCACUGGAAGCAGCAAUGGCUGGAGAAUGGUACCUUGUAUUUCCAUGUGUCCAUGAGUAAUGCUGAGCACCUUUCCCAGAUAACUCCGCCAACUCUGCGGGAGCCCUCUGAGAUUGUGGAUGAACAGAUGCAUGUCCUUCAUGUUUCAGUCAUGGGAGGUCUGAUUGCUCUGCUGCUGCUCAUCUUAAUCUUCACGAUGGUACUGUACGCUCGCCGGAGAUGGUGCAAAAGGAGGCGGGUCCCUCAGAAGAGUGCCAGCACAGAGGCCACACAUGAAAUUCAUUACAUCCCAUCCGUGCUGCUGGGACCACAGGCCAGGGACAGCUUUCGUAACUCUCGGAUACAGGCCCAUAAUUCGGUGGUCGGAAUGCCAAUCCGAGAGACGCCCAUUUUGGAUGAUUAUGACUGCGAUGAUGAAGAAAACCAGCUCCGGCCUGAAGCGCGCAACCGAGAAGAUGACUUUGGAAGUCAGGUGACCCGGACGUUAGAGAGCCUGGGGCGAGCGGAAGAGGAGAAACCGUGUUUUGCAGCCGCUGAUGUGACUCAAGAUACAGUGCAGUCAUUGAUGCAGAAGUUCAAGGAGAGUUUUCGAACAAACACGCCAAUUGAGAUCUCGCACCUCCAGCAGGCACCCCGCAGCACAUCCACAGGACGAAAGAAGGGAAGGAGGAAUAAAAGUAGAGGCAUCAGUGGAAUUCUACGAGCAGAAGAAGAUUCUGGUACAGAAGCAGAUGAUGAAACACAUCUCACUUUUCACUCAGAACACAGAGGCAGGCGGAGAAGCAAAGGUUCUCCCAGGAGCCCUUUGAAUAGAACUGCUCUCACUUUAAUCACGGUGUGCAGCUGUGUCCUAACGGUGGUAUAUGGAGGCCAUUUGACAUGCCCCCUGAUGGUGAAGGUGACCUUACAUGUCCCUGAACACUUCAUUGCUGAUGGGAGCAGUUUUGUUGUCAGCGAGGGAAGUUUUCUGGAUGUGUCCGAUUGGUUAAAUCCUGCCAAAUUAUCGCUGUUCUAUCAAAUCAACUCCACAUCUCCAUGGACAAGAGACCUUUGUGGGCAAAGGACAUUAGAGCCAUGUGAACAUCUUUGCGAUGAGGAAACGGGUGAAUGUGGCUGUCAUGAUGGUUUUUCUCCAGAUCCCAUUCACAAACAUCUUUGCGUGAGAAGUGACUGGGGACAAAAUGAAGGGUUAGUUCGACCAUGGCCAUAUACAACAUUGGAAAGAGGUUAUGACCUUGUGACAGGGGAUCAGGCACCAGAAAAAAUAUUCAGAUCUACCUACAGUCUGGGUCAAGGUUUAUGGCUGCCAGUUAGUAAAAGUUUUGUUGUGCCUCCAGUGGAGCUGUCCAUCAGACCAUUAGCCAGCUGCAAGACCGAUGUCCUAGUAACAGAGGACACUGGAGAGGUCAGGGAGGAAGCUAUGCGAUCUACAUACUUUGAAACGCCAGACGAUCUGUUGUCCUCAUUCGGCCCUGUGCGUGACUGCUCCCGGGAUAAUGGAGGCUGCACGAGAAAUUAUCGCUGUGUGAGUGAUCGAAAGAUUGACACCACAGGAUGUAUGUGUCCUGUGGGCCUGAGGCCUAUGAGGGAUGAUUCUGGUUGUUUUGACUACACCAAAGGAAUUGACUGUUCUGAUGGCUUUAAUGGAGGCUGUGAGCAACUUUGCUUGCAACAGACAGUGCCAUUGACUGAAGACCCUUCCUCCAAUAAUAUCCUUAUGUUCUGUGGCUGUGUGGAGGAGUACAGACUGGCAGCAGAUGGUAAAUCUUGUGUGCUGCUAUCAGAGACAUGUGAGGGCACAAAAUGCCAGAAGCUUGAUGCCAGACUGAAUGACACGCUCUUUGUAGAGAUGUUGCAUGGUUACAACAACAAGUCGCGGCAGGUCAAUCAGGGUCAGGUGUUCCAGAUGACCUUUCGGGAGAAUAACUUUGUGAAGGAUUUCCCUCAAAUUGCUGACGGGUUAGUUGUCAUUCCCCUUCCUGUGGAAGAACAGUGUCGGGGAGUUCUUUCCGAGCCAUUGCCCAACCUCCAGCUCCUCACAGGUGAUGCAAAAUACAGUGAGGCUACUGGCUAUCCCGUGGUGCAGGAGUGGAGAGUUCGAAGCAAUCUAUACAAGGUUAAGCUGAGUUCAGUAACACAAUCUGCAGGUUUUUCCAACAUGCUGAAAAUGCUGAAGGGAGAGAGUAGCAGAGAGGAUCUGAUUUCUGUCAUCCAGCAGUAUGGCAGCCAUUACAUAGCUGAGGCUCUCUACGGCUCAGAACUCACAUGCAAAAUACACUUUCCAAGCAAGAAGGUCCAGCAACAGCUUUGGCUCCAGUAUCAGAAAGAAACAACUGAAUUGGGGAACAAGAAGGAACUCAAAUCGAUACCAUUUAUUUCAUACCUCUCAAGUUUACUGGGUGCCCAGAUGCUGUCAGAUGAGCAGCCGAUUACUGGCGUGGAGAUUGAGUGCGAAGAGAAAGGGCAAUGCCCCUCCAUUUGCCAUCUUUGCCAUCGUCAAGGCAAGGAUCAGGCCAGUCCAACACCUGUGCUGCUGGAGAUCACCAGUAUAGUGCCACUGUACCACUUAAUAGAGGGAAACUUGACUAGAGAGAGCUUCAAGACUGCGCUAAUGAGCUCCUAUUGGUGUUUGGGGAAGGGUGAUGUCAUUGAUGACUGGUGCAGAUGUGACUUGAGUGCAUUUGAUGAGGAUGGACUCCCAAGCUGCAGCCCAUUACCUCAGCCUGUGUUGAGACUUUCUACAAGUGUAGAACCAUCAAGUACAAUGAUAGGCUUGGAAUGGCAGGAUGCCCAGCCUCUGAUAGGAACCAAGAUAGCUGACUACAUCAUUCACUAUAAGAAACUGGAUGAUUAUAUCGACCCAAAUCUUUAUGCAGGGGAAUCUCUGAGCUUUGCAGACGACCUUCUUUCAGGGUUGGGAUCUUCCUGUGUCGUAGUGGGGAAAAACCAUGGGGUUGCCUUGGAGACAACAACGUAUUCCUUAAUUUUCAAGUGCCUGGAACCAGACAGCUUUUACAAGUUUACGUUGUAUGCUUUGGACAGUAGAGGGCGACGUUCUGAGCCAAGCACUGUGACUAUGAGAACCUCCUGCCCUCUCAUUGAUGACAUCAAGGCAGAAGAAAUAGCAGAGAUGAUCUACAGCCUAUUUAAUGGUUACACCAGUGGGAAGGAACAGCAAACUGCCUACAACAUACUGAUGGAGAUCUCCUCCCCCAUGGUUUACCGAGUGAUACAUCACUAUAACUCUCACUAUGAAAAAUUUGGAGACUUCAGGUGGCGUAGUGAAGAUGAACUUGGUCCAAGGAAAGCUCACCUCAUUCUAAAACGACUCGAAAGUGUGAGUGACCGCUGCGCAUCGUUACUACACAGUGCCUAUAUUCAGAACCACAUAGACUCAGUGCUAUAUUUCAUCUGUCAAAUGGAAGAAACCAGACCCACAGGAAUGGUCUGGUACAGCACCUUACAUGAUGCAAAAGUGACUUGCGAUGAAAAACUAAUGUCCGUUCCACGCAACAUUUACGGAGAUACUAAACUGUGGUGAGGCAACUGGACAUAUUAAACUUUAAUUAUAUGCUCAACUUUUGAAAUUUUAAAAGAAGCAAGGCAAAAAAAAAGUAUUGUCACCUCAAACGACAGUGGAAUCAUCAUCAAAUGUUAUUCCCCUUGAAAAAGAAAUGCCUUCUGGUCUUUUGGUGCUUGUCAAAAUGUUUAAUAAAUUAAAGAAACUGGAGCUACGUAAUUGGAACUAUGUACUCAACAUUAACAACUAUCUGUAAAGUGAACAGACAAAGAGUUAAGACCGCAUGUGAAUUAGUGAAACAACCAAAAAUUCCAAGAAAAAAAUGCAACAUAUUGUAGCGCAUUUUUGCUUUUUAUAAAUUGACAUACGAAGAAAUGCAGACGUUUUUCACAAAUAGUGGAGAAUUAUAAGAUAAACAACUGCUAUAUAAAAGUUGAUCCAAACCAAUUUCAUUUAUUAAUGAUUCAAUGUUAGCAAAAGCUGGAUUAACAAUUUAACAAUGUUGUAAAUAUUAAAAUGCACAAUGUACCACUAAAAAUGUACAGUAUUUUACCUUUAGAAAUGAAGAGUAUUCAUGGUUCAGAAAAGUGCAGAUAUCUAUCAAUUAGUUUUCAUUGUUAAUUCAGGAUGUUGUCUCUCGUGACUGACACCCACAGGGAACCAACAGCUUGUGGCCCACUAACAUAACCAACUUAUUGAUAACCUAGAUUUGUGUGUAGAUACAUGAUGGGAAAUAACGGGAUUCUAAAACACAUAUUGACUUCAAUUCUCUAAUGGUAGUUGUUAAACUGGCGGCUUCUGGCUUGAAGUUUCAUAACAUUGCUUUGACCUAGACUUUGAAUGUACAUAAAAUAAAUGACCAUGAAAAAUGAAACAAUUUUCAGUGCACAAUCAUAGUUAUCAUAAAUGUUAGCCAUAUUUUAAGUUGAAUAUGGAACUGUGACUAUUAAACAUAAACUUUACCAUGUCUUUUGAAAGAUUAUCAACCAGUCCAGAGGAAGGUUUUGAUUUGGUUAAAUCAUUGUCAUCAAUUUCACUGAAGAAGCUAUUGUCAAUCAAAAAAAUCCCUUUUAAUCUUUUGUUUUCAUGCAGCAAUGUAAUUUUCUGUUGAACGGGAUUUGAAUGCUAGGGCAGGUACAUUUUAUAUCAUCCAUUUCAAUAGAUCAGAAUGCUGUUGUGACACUAAACUUUGCUUUGGACUAGGAAGAAAUUGAAAAGAUUUAUGAGAAUAAGUGAACUUGUGACAGAUUUUGAAAUAAGAUAGCAACAAGUUACUACCAAGAAAUAAAGUGAAUGGCAAAGGCACAUGCUUUAAAACCUAAAUAAACUGUAAUGACGAAUUAAAAAACUAACUUAAUAGUUAGUCGGGACUAUUCACAUGUUAAUUUUUUUGGAGUUGUUGAGACUGGAUUAAGUACAAUGCAGUUUGAAUGUGCAUAUUAAAUCCUGUUGAUUGUGGUGAGCUGAGGUACUUGAAGCUAGAAAUUUAGUGUGGCUUAAAAUGGAUUAACUUCAGCUAGUUAGAUAGGAAAUGGGUUUUAAUACUGAAUGAUAAUUAAUUAUGACAUGAAACAACGUGAUUGAAAUUUCACUGUACUAAAUAUAUUGUCUGAUAAAUAAAGAAUUUCAUGCAUCUCA
This is a messenger RNA of Stegostoma tigrinum, 6185 nucleotides long. RefSeq names its product astrotactin-2-like. Gene Ontology annotation, biological process: neuron cell-cell adhesion; neuron migration. Bases 735 to 4568 code for a protein of 1277 amino acids. Gene Ontology annotation, molecular function: protein binding. NCBI's taxonomy places the organism in Eukaryota, Metazoa, Chordata, Chondrichthyes, Orectolobiformes, Stegostomatidae. The transcript is spliced from 23 exons. The record is from RefSeq and is a predicted model, not a curated record.